AUGUCAAACACAGGGUUUAAUAAACAUCUUUGGAUAUUUUUUCUCAACACAUAUAAUCUAACACUUUUAGAUGAAAUAUCACCUAUAGAAAUUAUACAUAUUCUUAGUUUAGAUACCUUACUUUUAACAAAAUAUGAGUUUAAUGAUGUUAGGAAUGCCAUCUUUAAUCUUACUAGUAGAUACCCCGAUCUGUGUCAAUUUAUUUUAACUCUAUUACGCACUAAAUUUCGUGAAGGUAUACAAAAUAAAUCAUCAGUAAAUCUAAGCCAUGAUGAAGCUGAAUUUAUUCGUCUUGUAUUACUUAGUAGUCAUUAUGAAACUCCAUUUAUUAUUGAUUAUGCUUCAAACCCUAUUUCCAAGAAAUUUCUUAAGUCCAGUAUUUUCGUUGAGAUUGAUAAUCAAAUACAGUUUACCGCCCCUAUUAUGCAAAUUAUUCUUACCCAUUACUUGUUUGCUAAUUCUGCGAAACAGCCUACUAUUACCUUUGAAGAAUUUUUAGAGAAGUCUAUUCAUUGUAUGAACCCAUCUAAAUUAUCUGAAUUACUUAAAAAAGGUGAUAAAAGUUCAAUAUAUGAGAGAAGCUGGCAGAUAGAAUGGUAUUGCACUUCUACUAUUGUAGUCCUUAAGAAUGAAUCAAUAAGCGAUGAUGUUAGUCCUGCAUUCAGUUCCGCUAGUUUUCUUGAUUUUAUAUUAAUAGAGAUUGUUGCUAGAGAAUUGAGCUUAUUUGCGAAGGUAGUCUUUUGA
Messenger RNA from Funneliformis caledonium, 744 nucleotides. The record is from the annotation of a GenBank genome assembly. NCBI's taxonomy places the organism in Eukaryota, Fungi, Glomeromycota, Glomeromycetes, Glomerales, Glomeraceae.